CCUAGCGCGCGCACAGCCGUUGUGGACACACAUUGCUCGUGUUGUUGUGGUUCCAGUGGUCCACGUGAGCACCGAGCAGCGCUUCUUACUGGCUCGCGCGGGACAAGAGAAGACGAGGAGGCUGUGUCUGUGUCUGUGUACUGUAGUCUCUGACACUAUUACAAAACGGUGAGACCGACCGACGCCAGCUGAAGCUGUCACACACGCGCUAAGCUUUUGGCGUUUUUACCGAGACAGACGGGACGAGGCAUCCUUCAAACCUCCGCAUGCCCGAGGGCGGCGUGUUUCCAGUGUGGAGGGGGAUCGGGGUCGGUAGUGGCGUCGGAGGCGGGUGGAGCCAGGGCUGGGGACGCGGCUUGCGAUGGGAGCCUGCCAGUCCAGGACAAGGGGCCUGGAUCCCGGUAUUUGACUACCCUGUAUGGGGUGUCCUCUGUCGUGGGGGACACGCCAGGCUCAGGGAUGUUUGUCAGAGAGGGAGGAGUGCCAUCAGACUGCCCACAGACAUGCUCAGCAUCAGACUUCCCCAGCUCUUUGACAUCAAUCAGGUCCCCAAGGUGUUCAGGGAGGAUAGCAUCAUCUCUGGAUACCGUCACCCGCGGAGCUCAGCGCUGGACUGCGUCCUCAGCAGCUUCCAGAUGAACAACGAGACGAUCAACAUCUGGACCCACUUCCUGCCAACGUGGUACUUCCUGUGGCGUUUCUGUGUCCUCUGCUCCACUAUGAACUUCCUGACCGACAGCUACACCUGGCCCCUUCUGGUGUACAUGCUGCUCAUCUGCAUUUACCCCUUCACAUCCAGCUGUGCACACACCUUCAGCACCAUGUCCCCAGAGUCUCGCCACAUCUGCUACUUCUUUGACUACGGAGCGCUCAGCCUCUACAGUCUGGGUUGUGCCAUAAGCUACGGAUACUACGUCAUUCCAGACUGCUGGGUGAACAGCUGGUUCCAUCAACACUUUGUCCUCAUUGCCGUUGGAAACACACUGUUCUGUACCAGUCUGUCCUGCUAUUCCAGGUUCCUAGAGCUGCAGUUCCCACAGAGAAGUAAAGUUCUAAGGACAGGAGCGUUUGUCCUUCCUUUUAUAUUUGACACUGUUCCUCUGUUUUACAGGAUCCUCCUCUGCUGUGGGGGAAGCUGCAGCCUGAGCGAUGCCUUGUCCAGUCACUGUUACCACCUCCUCUUUGCCGUACUCACCUGCUUCCUGUUUACCGCCCACCUCCCAGAGAGGUUGGCCCCAGGACGCUUCGACUAUUUUGGCCACAGCCACCAGCUCUUCCACAUCAGCGCUGUGGUGGGUACCCACUUCCAGAUGGAGGGCGUGAUGGCAGACAUGACGUCACGGCGGGCGUGGCUCCUGGCCCGCGGAGCGAUGCCCUCCUUCCUGGGGACCGUCGGGGUGCUGGUCGCCAGCCUCGUCCUCAACCUGGGAAUCAUCGGCAUUUUCAGCGCCCCGCUGCUGUGGAAACCCUGCCACAGCUCCAGCCAGCCGCACACAUCGAGACGCGAGUGCAAGGAGAAGUGAGGGCGUAUUUUCCACCAACCAACAGCCACAAAAUGUCUGAUUCACUUUCCAAAGGAAAGGUUUGGGCUGUUUGUCUGUCUCAGCGGUGUGUGUUUGAGAUGACUAUUAACAGUUCACGGUAGUGCUUGUUUAAUACCAAUAGUUUUAUAAUUCAGAGAUAAAGAUUUUGAUGCAUCAUGUUCAGUGCUAAAGGAUUUCCCUAACACAGUUAUACACCUGAAGUAUUUGUCCAUGUGUUUUCUCAGCGCCUAAGGACCCAGAUGCAUUCAUUGAAGCCUUUUUCUGAUGUUGCAUUAAGCUCGUAUGUGAGAAAACAAUGUCUACCGUGUACAAAAUGUCUGUUUAAUUUAUUUUUAAAGAUCCUCAAAGUGCAUUUAUUGUAGACCCACACUUCAUAUACGAUGUUUACAGUAGAUCACUACAAGUUUAAAUCUCAAACUGGAAACAUCUAAUGUUGCAGUGGCAGGGAUUAUAUUCUGAAUUAAUGCUUUUUUUUUUUUUUUUUUUUUUUUUUUUUGCAUGUUCUGGGCCAGAAUCUCCUUUACUUUAUUAAGGAUUUAUUGAAUGUUUUUUUUAACUGGAAUACUGGUUAGUGUGGUUGUUCUAUGUAUAAAGUAGACAACCCUCAUGUAACUCUACAUAAUAUAAUGCAGAUUGUGCUGCCGGCUCUUAUAUAUCCACCUAUUGAUUCCACUCCGCACGGCCCGGAAUUGAUUUGCAGGUCCUGUGGUUCUUUUUUUUUACUGAUUGCCUGGCUUAUUAUGAACCCCACAAUCUGCCCUCAACAUUAAAAAAAAGAAAUGUUACAGCGCGGCAGUGAUUAAAAGACAGGUACCAUUUUAUACAACAGUACGUUUCCAGGGCAACGAUAGAGUGGCCCUUGGAGGUCUUGAACAAUUUUUCUGUUCUGAGCAUACAGCAUUAUUUUUUUCUUUUUCUACCAUCACGUAUCAUAAUGUAUUAUGUGUCAAAUUUCCAACACCUGCGGUUCAUAGCUAAAUAGUAAAGAAUUUAGAGACCUGGAGAGGUCUAAAAGUACAUAGUUUGGGAUCGUAUUAACAUGGCAGUACUGUAGUUUUGAGGUGCUUUGGUGCAUAUACAGUAAAACAAAGCAGUAACACUCCUUAUACUGUAUACUUUGGUUAUCUUGUUGUCCCAUGAGACUGUUAUUUACCACUGAAAUAAUAAUUAUAUAUUUAUAGAAUCUAUUAUAUGUAUUGCUUGUUUUAGGUGCAUAGGCGGUAAAGAAGAUGAGGGGUUUUUCUUUUUGGAGGAAGUACCAUGGAUUAAGUUACUAUAGUUCUCAAUAAAUGAACACUGCUAUUGAGCUUUGUUUUCUUAAAACAAGUGAAAAAAAAGUACAGACAGAUUAUUUCAAUAGCUCUCCAACUUAAGUCAACUUUUUUUACCUGUCUGUAUUGGAACUGAAAUGAUUAGUUUAUUAAUCGAUUAGUUGACUGACAGAAAUAUUUUGAUAUUGGAUUAAUCAUUUGAGUAAAUUUUUAGGCAAAAAUGCCAAACUUUUUAAAUGUGCAUAUUUUUCUGCCUUUCUCUCUUUUUUUAAUUCAUUGUAAAUUCAAUAUCUGAGGUUUUGGCCUUCUUCGAUAAAAUACGGGAAACAAUGAUGGGCAUUUUUCCUUUUUUAUAUAUUUUGUAUAGACGAAACAAUUGAUUAAUUAAGAGGAAAAUGGCAGAUUAAUAGAUAAUAAAAUUGCAGACAAUUCUGAAAAACCGGUUCAAUUCAAAUGAUCUAAUUCACUUGUUUUAAGUAAAUAAAAUUACAAAUGAAUUGAUAAAUUGAAUAAAUUAGACCAUUCAAUAAUAUAUAUAAAGCCAUAGCAGUAGGCUACUGUGUAUGCAGCCUAUGUUUCGGAGACUUGACAAAGAAGAAUUGCCUUUAUAGGUUUUAAUGGGAGAUAGGGCGUUGCACUACUAAACCUCUCUGUUGAAGCACUGACAUACUGUAGGUACAGAUUUCAACUAGAAUCCUUUUACUUGACAAACGGUUUGAAAGGCUCAUUUAUAUAAAACAAGUUUGAAAGCAUAUAUGGCACAAAUUUACACUUGGCUCCACCACUAACACCAGUAGUUUGAACACACAACUCACAGGAAGCACAUAGCAAACACACACUCACAGGCACUCCCACUCCCACAAAUGUAUUUUAGCUGUGUUAGAGAGUUUUUAGUAAGAGGGGAAAAUGUAUGUGAUAUUAUUGGAUAAUGAGGUGUGGUACAGGUCCACGUUGGAUCCUGAAGUAGAAAUGUCAGACACAGAGGGAAUGUGUAGAAUCACAAAGAGCACACACACACGCGCACGCACACACACUUUGCAUCAGAGCAGGGGAGUUGUUUAAGAUGUUUUCAAGGUUAGUGUGCAGAGUAUAAAAGUCACUUCAGUCUUUAUCGAAAUGGAGCAGUAAUUUCCCUAAAUGUUUCUGUAUUAUCUCUUUUUUUUUUUUUUUUUUUUUUCUUUCUUUUUUCUCUCUCUCCAGUCAUCUUACAGCAUUCCUCUGUUUGACCCGGUUGAUUCUUGGAUUUGCAUCAUUACUGGCUUCUUUUGUGGUUCUUUGAAAUCAUUUUUUUCUGUUUUUGUUCUACUAUCAUCUCAUUCAUUCUCAGCCAUUUGGUGCCUUCAACUAGCAGUUGGACGGUUAUGAAGCUCAGAGAUGCUGAUCGCCGAGGCUUCCACAUCAAAUAGAUGCUGAUGUCGCUUUUCUGUAUUGUAUUUUUACAAUUAUUUUUGACCAAAUUAUUAUUUUCAAGCCCAGAUAUUCUCCAUACCAGAUCCCUGUUACUUUGAAAGCUACUUUUCAUAUAAACCAUGUUGGUUUACUCCUCAGUGGACAAGCAGAUUCAGGUUGUAAUUAUCAGGAAAACUGGGCACUUUUCUCAUAAAGCCUUUAAAAAAAACAGAAAGUGUAUUGAAGGAUGUUUUGAAAAUAUGAAAUAGAGAGCAAAAACGAGUGCGGGAUGAACCAUUCGAUACAACAAGAAUACAAAACAGGGUUGGGUGCCUUUUUUAUGUUUUAUACAACCUUUCUUUUGAUAUAAUGCUUGGUUUGUUCCUUGUCUUUAAAAAAUAAAAAAAUUAAAAA
Molecule: messenger RNA, 4618 nt
Organism: Perca flavescens (yellow perch)
Lineage: Eukaryota; Metazoa; Chordata; Actinopteri; Perciformes; Percidae
Gene: paqr6
Product: progestin and adipoQ receptor family member VI
Exons: 8
Coding region: 267-1523 (418 amino acids)
Cellular component (GO): membrane
Molecular function (GO): signaling receptor activity
Source: RefSeq, a predicted model, not a curated record